This is a messenger RNA of Megalobrama amblycephala (Wuchang bream), 2750 nucleotides long. RefSeq names its product vacuole membrane protein 1 (gene vmp1). The record is from RefSeq and is a predicted model, not a curated record. Lineage: Eukaryota; Metazoa; Chordata; Actinopteri; Cypriniformes; Xenocyprididae.
ACAUCGACAUACUCCGAAGCUGACGGUUUGAACUGUAAACAGUAGUGGGAGAUGGCUGCAAAUGGAGCAGAAUGUGAACAGCCACAGAAAAGACUAGGACCUAAAGACAAGCAGAAUGGCAGUUCUACAGAUUCAUCUCUGAGAGAGAGAAAGCAGCAGGACAGGGAAGAGCGUCUCUCUUUAGUGUUGUGGAGGAGGCCUUUUAUCACACUACAGUAUUUCUUCCUAGAAACCCUCGUUACCCUGAAAGAAUGGACGUGGAAGCUUUGGCAGAGAAGAGGUGUGGUGUUUUUGACCGUAGUCCUUUUUUCACUUUUCUCAAUGGCUUACUCAAUAGAAGGAGCACAUCAGCAGUAUGUACAGUACCUGGAGAAGAAGUUCCUGUGGUGUGCCUACUGGGUAGGCCUGGGUAUUUUGUCUUCGGUUGGACUCGGCACUGGAUUGCACACGUUCCUCCUGUACUUGGGUCCACACAUAGCUUCUGUCAUGGCUGCAUAUGAAUGUGGCUCAGUGAACUUCCCUGAGCCACCCUACCCAGCUCAGAUAGUGUGUCCGGAGGAGGAGGUCCUACAGGAGAGCAUCUCAUUGUGGACCAUCAUGUCGAAGGUUCGGCUUGAGGCCUGCAUGUGGGGUGCGGGCACGGCCAUCGGAGAGCUGCCUCCUUACUUCAUGGCACGGGCGGCACGGCUGUCUGGAGCAGAUCCUGAUGAUGAAGAUUAUGAGGAAUUUGAGGAGAUGCUGGAGCAGGCACAGAGCGCGCAGGAUUUUGCAUCAAGAGCCAAGCUUGCAGUGCAAAACAUGGUGCAGAAAGUGGGAUUUUUUGGAAUUCUGGCUUGUGCCUCUAUCCCAAAUCCCUUGUUUGACCUGGCUGGAAUCACCUGUGGUCAUUUCCUGAUUCCAUUUUGGACCUUCUUUGGAGCAACUCUGAUUGGAAAGGCCGUUAUUAAGAUGCACAUUCAGAAACUAUUUGUUAUCAUAACAUUCAGCAAGCACAUAGUGGAGCAGAUGGUCUCCCUGAUCGGUAUUAUCCCUGGAGUUGGAGCAUCUCUUCAGAAACCUUUUAGGGAGUACUUGGAAGCCCAGAGAGCCAAGCUUCAUAAUCCAGCUGGUGAAGGAACAGCAGCGGGUGAAAGCUGGCUCUCGUGGGUAUUUGAGAAAGUGGUGCUGGUCAUGGUGUGCUAUUUUAUUCUGUCCAUCAUUAACUCCAUGGCACAGAGCUACGCCAAGCGUCUCCAGCAGAAGAAGUACUCGGAGGAGAAAACAAAAUGACGGACUAACAGAAAAGCAUCUCACGCUCCUGUUUUGGAACCUACGAAAUAUUUAAGCUAAAACUGCUACAUGAGCACUGAUUUAUGUGCGCUUCUGUAUGUUAAUAUUCAUUCAGAUCCCCUUUAGUUACGUGAAGUCCCUCUUCAUUUGUCUGUAGUGUGCUCGACUAUUUAAAAUCAGAUUUAACAUUUAGAGAUUUUUGUCUUAACAGAACCAAGGCAGUCUAGCUAACAGGCUGUGUGGAGUCGUAUUUGUUGCAAUGCCUUAUGCAACAUUUGGAGGUCAUGCUUCCAUUGAAGUGAAUACAGUUCUUAAUCAAUAGAUUGACUUAUUUAAUUUCUAACAUACAGGUAUGGAUGGGCAGGGUCUGUUUUGCGAGGUUUUGUGAUUGGAAUUUUCAGGGAUAGUUUUUUUUAAUCAAUAUUGAUGUCAUUUUGUAUUUCUUUAACUGUUUGAAGAGGAUAGCAAUAUCAACUCAGAUCAUUGUGGUUUCUAAAUAGUUUGCACAUCUUGUAAAUAAUGUUUUGACUAUACGCACAUGAUGUUUAUUCUCCGGAGAUCUUAAACCAAAAUGUCACAAAAUAGUGGAUGUAACUUUUAACCCAAGAAACAGAAGAUGUGAUAUUUGCAUUUGUUUGUGCAUUACAACCUUUGACAUUUGAACUAAAACCAUAAGUUGAUCCAUACUUUCCUCUUUUCUUAUUUUGGGCUGAAAUAUUUGUGUGGCUAACUAUAAUUUCUCUCAGAAGUAACAUUAAAUUGAUUAAUACAUCUGCUGUGUUACAUGUGCAUUUUACGUUAAUCUGUGAAUUAUUACCCCCCUCUCCCCCCCCCAAAAAACUAUGAAAUUUUAUUUCUUUGGGUUCAGACCAGUGGAUGACAAGUUGUAGGAUGCAGCCCAAAAGAAGGUAUGUGAAAGGCAAUGAAUCUAUCUAUCUAUCGUUCUAUCUCUCUCUCUCUGACAGCUUAUGUACUCACUUGUAUAAACUUCGAGAAGUAGCAUGUUGUCCCAUUCUGUCAGGUAGCUUAUCAGACUGGUGUUGGCUGUAAGUCAUAUGUCAACAGCAGUCUAAUAGGCUGCCUGAAAUUUUGGGCUUAGUCACCAUUCACAUGUUUUCAGGGCUAAAUUUUGUGCCAGGAAUGUUGAACUGAAGAAUAUUUACUACCUGAUAAAUGUGUCUCCUCCAGUGUGCGAUGGGUCUGGGCAUUUAAUGGAUUAUUUCCUGGUUUGUGGAGGCAGAUAUAUUGUAUGUGAACAUUCAAGUACAGCAAAGAUUCAUCUUUUUAUUGUAAACCAACUAUAUGUGCGUUGUAAGAUCAAUCACUACUUUUUCUCAUUGCAUUCAGCUAUUUAUUUAAGAGAAAGAAAUAAUGUCAAGACCAGUUAGGCCUAUAUAUUUUCGCAGAAAAUGUUUUCAGUUUGUCAUAGUUUGCUGCUAUACAUUUCACAAUAACACAAUAAAAAGCAUUUUUGUACUCAA